Sinocyclocheilus anshuiensis is the source of this 4607-nucleotide messenger RNA. Its product is annotated as ephrin type-A receptor 5-like. The coding region runs from base 191 to 3151 and encodes 986 amino acids. The record is from RefSeq and is a predicted model, not a curated record. Gene Ontology annotation, cellular component: dendrite; plasma membrane. Gene Ontology annotation, biological process: axon guidance; protein phosphorylation; ephrin receptor signaling pathway. The transcript has 17 exons. NCBI's taxonomy places the organism in Eukaryota, Metazoa, Chordata, Actinopteri, Cypriniformes, Cyprinidae. Gene Ontology annotation, molecular function: ATP binding; transmembrane-ephrin receptor activity; protein binding.
UGUGGGUGUCUGACAGCUCCGCGAGUCUCAAACCGGAGCGCUUCAACACUCACCACUCUUCGCUCAAAUGUGCUUUUAUUCCUGCGUACCUACGUUCCGCGCUCCUCAUGUCCUCCGUAACUCUCUCAGGAUCGUUUCGGUGCUGAUGUGAGUCCAGUACUUUCAUUCAUUUGGCACGUUUCUUCAGUCGAUGAGUAUGCGUUCACGGUGGAGUUACAUCGCCUGGAUUUGCGUCUUCAGUCUCGGCGCGUUCAGGACUUUCUGCGUUCCCGGUAAUGAAGUGAACUUGCUGGACUCUCGCUCUGUAAUUGGUGACCUGGGGUGGGUCGCAUACCCGAAGAAUGGGUGGGAAGAAAUCGGAGAGGUGGACGAGAACUACGCGCCCAUCCACACGUACCAGGUGUGUAAGGUGAUGGAGCACAACCAGAACAACUGGUUGCAGACGAAUCUCAUAUUAAACCAAGGUGCCCAGAGAGUGUUCGUGGAGUUCAAGUUCACUCUACGGGACUGCAACAGUCUCCCCGGAGGUCUGGGCACGUGCAAAGAGACUUUCAACGUCUACUAUUACGAAACCAAUGACGAGGAGAGGAGAAAUAUUCGGGAAAGCCAAUACACGAAGAUCGACACCAUCGCGGCCGACGAGAGCUUCACAGAGCUUGAUCUUGGAGACAGAGUCUUGAAGCUGAACACGGAAGUUCGGGAUCUGGGUCCAUUGACCAAGAAAGGCUUCUACUUGGCUUUUCAAGACCUGGGCGCGUGCAUCGCGCUCGUGUCUGUCCGUGUCUUCUACAAAAAGUGUCCUUUUGUGGUCAGGAAUUUGGCCCUCUUCCCGGAUACUAUAACUGGGGCAGAUUCCUCCCAGCUUCUGGAGGUGUCAGGGACCUGCGUCAACAACUCGGUAGCUGAUGAACUUCCCAGAAUGCAUUGCAGCGCGGAGGGGGAGUGGCUGGUGCCCAUUGGGAGGUGCAUGUGCCAGGCGGGCCAUGAGGAAGUUAAUGGCUCCUGUCAAGUGUGCAAGCCGGGCUUUUACCGAUCAGCUCUUCAGACCAAAAGCUGCAGUAAAUGUCCUCCCAGAAGUUUCAGCAAAGUGGAGGCCUCCACCUCCUGUCAGUGUGAGCAGGGAUACUACCGGACCGAAUCGGACCCCACCAACAUGGCCUGCACAAAGCCACCUUCGGCCCCACGUAACGCUAUUUCCAACGUCAACGAGACCAGUGUCUUCUUGGAGUGGAGCGCUCCGGAGGAAACAGGCGGUCGGAAGGAUGUUCGAUACAACAUCGUGUGCAGUAAGAUCAGCACAGAUUCAGGCCAGUACGAGCCAUGUGGAAGUCAUGUGCGAUAUCUGCCUCAGCGGACAGGUCUGAAGAACACCUCCGUCAUGGUCAUGGAUCUCCUGGCUCACACCAACUACACCUUUGAGGUGGAGGCUGUGAACGGGGUGUCGGAACGAACCGCCCCUUUGAGGCAGUACGUCUCACUCAAUGUCACCACCAACCAGGCCGCUCCAUCUCCUAUAACCGUGGUGAAGAAAGGCAAGACAGCGAAGAAUAGCAUCGCAGUGUCCUGGCAAGAACCCGACCGACCCAACGGCAUCAUCCUGGAGUAUGAGAUCAAGUAUUUUGAGAAGGAUCAGGAAACAAGCUACACCAUCAUCAAGUCAAAGGAGACGGAUGUUUUGGUGUAUGGCCUUAAACCUUCCUCAGCGUACAUCUUUCAAAUCAGAGCACGCACCUCCGCGGGCUACGGAGGCUUCAGCCGCCGCUUUGAGUUUGAAACAAGCCCUUACUCAGUAGCGGCCUCCAGUGAUCAGGGUCAGGUGCCCAUCAUCGCUGUCGCUGUUACUGUGGCCAUCAUCCUCAUCGCAUUGGUCACAGGUUUCCUGAUGAGUGGCAGACGUUGUGGCUACAGUAAAGCCAUGCAAGAUCCGGACGAGGAGAAGAUGCACUUCCACAAUGGACACAUCAAAUUCCCAGCGGUCCGCACGUAUAUCGAUCCUCACACCUACGAAGAUCCCAACCAGGCCAUCCACGAGUUUGCCAAGGAGAUUGAUGUGUCCUGUAUCACCAUCGAGCGGGUUAUUGGAGCUGGUGAGUUCGGUGAGGUGUGCAGCGGUUUGCUGCGGCUGCCAGGGAAGAGAGAGAUCCCAGUGGCCAUUAAAACUCUGAAAGCCGGUUACACCGAGAAGCAGAGGAGGGACUUCCUGGGCGAGGCCAGCAUCAUGGGCCAGUUCGAGCAUCCCAACAUCAUCCACCUCAAGGGGGUCAUCACCAAGAGUAAACCAGUGAUGAUAAUAACAGAAUAUAUGGAGAAUGGAUCCCUGGACAGCUUUUUGAAGAAGAACGACGGUCAGUUCACUGUCAUCCAGUUGGUCGGCAUGCUGCGUGGCAUUGCUUCUGGCAUGCGCUACCUCUCUGAGAUGGGCUAUGUGCACCGUGACCUGGCUGCCCGCAACAUCCUGGUCAACAGCAACCUGGUGUGUAAGGUGUCCGACUUCGGCUUGUCGAGAGUGCUGGAGGACGACCCAGAGGCGGCCUACACAACCCGCGGAGGAAAAAUUCCCAUCAGGUGGACGGCUCCAGAGGCCAUUGCCUACAGGAAGUUCACCUCAGCCAGUGACGUGUGGAGCUACGGCAUUGUUAUGUGGGAAGUGAUGUCAUACGGCGAGAGACCAUACUGGGAGAUGAGCAAUCAAGACGUGAUAAAGGCAGUGGAGGAGAACUACAGGCUGCCGGGCCCCAUGGACUGUCCGACCGCCCUCUAUCAUCUCAUGAUGGACUGCUGGCAGAAAGACAGGAACAGCCGGCCCAAAUUUGAGGAGAUUGUCAGCUUACUGGACAAACUCAUCCGCAAUCCCAGCAGCCUGAAGGGUCUAGUUAACCCAUCGAACAGAGUGUCCAAUUUAUUAGUGGAGCAUGGGAGCCCUGAGGGCUGUGUAUUCAGAUCGGUGGAGGAAUGGUUAGAGGCCAUAAAAAUGGGUCGAUACACUGAGCUUUUCAUGGAAAGUGGAUACACUUCUCUGGAAGUCGUCACUCAAAUGACCUUGGAAGAUCUUAGGAGGGUUGGAGUCACUUUGGCCGGCCAUCAGAAAAAGAUCCUCAACAGCAUUCAGGAGAUGCGAGUCCAAAUGAUGAACGCCACUAUGCCCAUCUGAGAGCGGCCUCAGAGGAACCUCCAGCAGCAGUCUAGCACUUUCUACGGACACUUAUUUAUUGAACGGAACUAUUUAAUGAAAAAUUUGACAUUGAUGAAAAAAAAAAAAAAUGGCUGGAUAGAUGGACAAACGGUUACUGUUUCGUUUCUGCAAAGCCUCCAAACUAAAGUGACAGGAGGAACGUGACUGAAAUGUUGAGUGGUUGUUUGGAAAAGUGUGGCACAUCUCCAGGUAGGACUACUGACUUGGGAUCAAGUGUCUCUGGGCUGAAUGUAUACCAUUUGUCCAUGACCUCAUUCAACAAUAUUAUUACCUCCGGAAGAGACUGCAGUCGGUUUCAGCUUGGAAGUUUUUUCCCCCCCCCCCCACAAAAAGUUCACCUGAGGCGAAUUCAGACAGUAAGACUGAAGUCAUAUCACGGGCUGAGGAAACGUAUGGCAGUGUUAAACAAAGCAAUAGUAGAUUUCAAGCUUGAUGUUGAUUUUACUUCUUUCGAAAUUGUUGCUUCCUUGUUUCAAUAAGAGGACAAAGCAAUGGACAGGAUCGUUUUCCUUUUGCACAAUAUCUGUGUCGUGAAGGGCGGAGGAAAUGUAUUUGUUUUUAAAAAUGUGACACGUUUCAAAACCACACAUUUAUUUUAGUUCCACUGAUGUUUUGGUGUUUUAUGUGUAAAUAGUGUACAAUUGCGUAGUUGAAGUGGAGCUCAAAUGCAUCCAUCCAUGUUCCUGUGAUGUUGAUAUACUUUAGUGCACAGGUGGGCUAACAUACUAUGUAUAUUCAGUCCGGUCAAUAAAUGUUUAUAUUGCCUCUCAGUGAUUCUUUAGAUAGAAAAUUAACAAUUGUUUUACCGUUGAUGGAGUGAUCUCUACUGUAUUUUGCUACCCAUAUUAUUGCCUUGCUCAGUUUUCACAGCUAUAGGUGGAUAUUAAAGUCAACAUGAAAUCACAAUGGACCCUAUUUUUCUUUCCUAAUUCAGAUUUGGGGUUUUAUUGUGCGCAAAUUAUAAUUGUUUUCUGUAAAAUCUUCAACUUGCUCCAUAUGAAACGACUUUCUUUUUCUAGGCUGCAAACAUAUCUAUUUAGGCAACAAGAGCAGAUAACAAUACAUUUGGAUACAGUGAAAUAUGUCGCAUUAUGGAAGUAAAAUGGGUUGUGAAUAUCAUUUCAUGUUGGCUUUAAGUUGGUUCAGUAUGUCAGACAUUAGCAAAAUCACUGAAAAUAAGUUAAAAUUCUACGUGCCACAUCUGUCGAUUACUGUGGACAAUAAUUUGGACUCGUCCCUCAGUGUACAGACAAGCAUUGAAUUGUGUACAUUUACAGUAAAUAGACAGAUAGGCCAGGAAGAUAACAGGAGUAUUUCACGCAAAAAUGAAAAUUUUUAGAAUAUUUACUCCCCUUCAGGCCAUUAAAUUUGCAAAUGAGUUUGUUUCUUCAUCAGAUUUGUAGAAAUGUAGCAU